Molecule: messenger RNA, 5965 nt
Organism: Myiozetetes cayanensis
Lineage: Eukaryota; Metazoa; Chordata; Aves; Passeriformes; Tyrannidae
Gene: ELAPOR2
Product: endosome-lysosome associated apoptosis and autophagy regulator family member 2
Exons: 22
Coding region: 132-3161 (1009 amino acids)
Biological process (GO): positive regulation of BMP signaling pathway
Source: RefSeq, a predicted model, not a curated record
AGGGCCAGGGGCAGCCCGCGGCCGGGGCUCCGACGUGUCCGGCAGGAGCAGGGCGCGGUGAUUCCCACCGCCACCACCCCCCCGCUCCCGGGAAGGGGUGCGCGGGCGCUCCGCGGCGGGGGAGGAGGAGGAUGCUGCUGCUGAGGAUGCAGAGGAUGCGGCGGGCCGGAGCGGAGCGAGGGUACGCGGGCAGCGCCUGGGUGUGCUGCUGGCUGCUGGGCUGGCAGGCGGCCGCCCUGCAGCUGCCGCCCUGUGAAGAGACAGAUUACCACUUCGAGUACACAGAGUGCGACAGCAGUGGCUCCAGAUGGAGGGUGGCUGUCCCGAAUCCGUCAGUGGAGUGCUCUGGACUACCUGACCCCGUGAAAGGGAAGGAAUGCACUUUCUCCUGUGCCUCUGGUGAGUACCUCGAGAUGAAGAACCAGGUGUGCAGCAAGUGUGCAGAGGGGACCUACUCACUGGGCAGUGGGAUCAAAUUUGAUGAGUGGGAUGAGUUGCCAGCAGGAUUCUCCAACGUGGCGACUUUCAUGGACACGGCGGUUGGCUCAUCUGAGAACAAGGCCGACAGCUGCAACAACUCCUCAUGGACGCCUCGAGGGAAUUACAUCGAGUCGAACAGGGAUGAUUGUACAGUUUCCCUCAUCUACGCUGUGCACCUGAAGAAAUCCGGUUCUGUCUUCUUCGAAUACCAGUAUAUUGACAACAACAUCUUCUUUGAAUUUUUUAUACAAAAUGACCAGUGCAAAGAGAUGGAGUCCACAGCAGACAAGUGGGUGAAGCUCACAGACAACGGAGAGUGGGGCUCUCAUUCUGUAACUCUGAAAUCAGGUAGCAAUAUAUUAUACUGGAGAACAACAGGGAUUCUCAUGGGCUCCAAAGUAGUAAAACCAGUUCUGGUGAAAAACAUCACAAUUGAAGGAGUUGCAUACACGUCUGAAUGCUUUUCAUGCAAGCCUGGUACCUUCAGUGACAAACCAGGUGCAUCUGGCUGCCAGGUGUGCCCACGAAAUACUUAUUCUGAGAAAGGAGCUAAAGAGUGCACCAAGUGUAAAGAAGAAAUGUAUUAUGCAGAUGAGGGAUCUAGCGCAUGUAUAGAGCGUCCUCCAUGCACAAGCAAAGACUUUUUCCAGAUCCAUACCCCAUGUGAUAAGGAAGGAAAAACUCAGAUCAUGUACAAAUGGAUUGAACCCAAGAUCUGCAGAGAGGAUCUCCCUGAUGCAUUGACCCUACCUCCUUCUGGAGAGAGGCAGGACUGUCCACCCUGCAAUCCUGGCUUCUACAACAAUGCCUCAUCUUCUUGUACUCCCUGCCCGCCAGGCACAUUUUCGGAUGGGACACAGGAGUGCAAAGCCUGCCCUGCUGGGACUGAACCAGCCCUUGGGUUUGAGUACAAGUGGUGGAACAUCCUGCCAGGCAACAUGAAGACAUCUUGCUUCAAUGUUGGCAACUCGAAAUGCGAUGGCAUGAACGGUUGGGAGGUGGCUGGUGAUCACAUCCAGAGCGCGGCAGGAGGCUCUGACAAUGACUAUCUUAUCUUGAACCUGCACAUCCCGGGAUUUAAACCUCCGACAUCAGUGACAGGAGCAACUGGGGCAGAACUAGGACGGAUUACUUUUAUUUUUGAGACCAUCUGUUCAGCAGAUUGUGUGCUGUACUUUAUGGCAGAUGUUAAUCGAAAAAAUACCAAUGUGGUGGAAUCAUGGGAAAGAAGUAAAGAAAAACAAUCCUACACUCACAUCAUCUCCAAAAAUGCUUCCUUCACCUUCACCUGGGCCUUUCAGAGAAUAAAUGAGGGCCAAGAUAGCAGACAGUUCAUCAAUGACAUGGCCAAGAUCUACUCCAUCACGGUGACCAACGCAGUGGAUGGAGUGGCCUCUUCCUGCCGGGCCUGUGCUCUGGGCUCCGAGCAGUCCGGCUCAUCCUGCGUGCCCUGCCCGCCGGGACACUACAUCGAGAAGGAGACCAGCCAGUGCAAGGAGUGCCCGGCCAACACCUUCCUGUCCAUCCACCAGGUCUAUGGCAGGGAGGCCUGCAUCCCCUGUGGGCCUGGCAGCAGGAGCACCAAGGACCACACUGCCUGCUUCAGUGACUGCCUGGUGUCCUAUGUCAAGGAUAACCAGAGCCUGAAUUACAAUUUUAGCAACCUCAGCCGGGUGGGCUCGUUGAUGAGCGGACCCAGCUUCACUUCCCGAGGGACCAAGUUCUUCCACUUCUUUAACAUCAGCCUGUGUGGGAAUGAGGGGAAGAAGAUGGCAAUUUGCACUGACAACAUCACAGACGUUACUCUGAAGGACAUGGUUGCAGAAUCAGAAGAUUUUUCCAAUUUUGUGGGUGCUUUUGUCUGUCAGUCCACCAUCAUCCCGUCAGACAGCAAAGGUUUCCGAACAGCCCUGGCUCUGCAGUCCAACAGCCUUGCUGACAGGUUCUUAGGAGCUACAGUUGAAACAAUGCUGGAAAAUAUCAGCAUAAAGGCAGAUAUGUUUCCUCCCUCUCCAAGCAAAAUACCAGAUGUGCAUUUCUUUUACAAGUCUUCAACAGUGACAACCUCCUGUGAAAAUGGCCGUGCAACUGUUGUGACAAUGAGAUGCAACCCCAACAAACCAGGCCAAGGAGAGCUCUCUGUGCCCAGCUCAUGCCCUGCGGGCACCUGCGAUGGAUGCACUUUCUACUUUGUUUGGGAAAGUGCAGAAGCUUGUCCUCUCUGCACAGAGCAAGACUACCACGAGAUUGAGGGAGCCUGCAAAAAAGGAUUUCAGGAAACCUUGUAUGUAUGGAAUGAACCAAAGCAUUGCAUUAAAGGAGUUUCCUUGCCAGAAAAAAAGACCAGCACUUGUGAAACAGUAGAUUUUUGGCUUAAAGUUGGAGCUGGUGUUGGUGCUUUCACAGCUGUUCUGCUCAUAGCCUUGACUUGCUAUUUUUGGAAGAAGAACCAGAAGUUGGAGUAUAAAUAUUCCAAAUUAGUGAUGACAACGAACUCAAAAGAGUGUGAACUGCCAGCUGCUGACAGCUGUGCUAUAAUGGAAGGAGAAGAUAAUGAAGAAGAAAUAGUAUAUUCAAAUAAGCAGUCACUGCUGGGCAAGCUCAAAUCCUUGGCAACAAAGGAAAAGGAAGAUAAUUUUGAAUCUGUUCAGCUGAAAUCUUCAAGAUCACAGAAUAUAUGAAGAAUUAAUGCUGCCUUCAGAGAAACAAACCUAAUUUCUAUUUUUACAGGACCAUAUUUUAAACAUAUUCUGGCACACAUUGUAAUGGUGAUCUUGGUGAGAAAUGCUUAGCCAUUUAGCAAGAAAGAAGAGAGGAAGCAAACCAGAAAAUUGGAUUGCCUUACCAUGUGAUCGAGUAUCUUGCCAAAAAAAGAAUGCAGACGCUUGGAUUCCAUACUGGGAAUGAAAUUCAACUCAGGAAGAGAUACACAUACUGCAAAUAACACGAAUUUUUUGCAUUCACCUGGGCAUUGCUCAGGCAUGCCAUAUGAUUUAUAGGUACCUUUCAUUUCCUCUCUCUCCUCCUACGCAUAUUCCCAAGAAAUGAUUUUCAGAGAGGCCUGCAACCUCCUGCUAGUCGCUUACUAGCAUAAUUAUGAGUCUCUCUCAAAAUCAAAAUUGGGAAUGGUACUCAGAAUGAGCCUCAGGUGAGUUUUGAACUUUGGAAAAUACUUUUGAUCUAUUGCUUUGGAGAUCUAGAUGAUCUGUGUUGACCUUUAUUACAAGAGGAAUGGUGUUGCACCUGCAAGUUGAACCCGUUCUGACGCCUAAGUUAUGGCCAUCAGGGUUGGGGUAAAACCUAGUGCUAUUAAAUUUAGAUGUAUUAACUGCUGUUGUAUGAAUUGUAGGUGUGGGCCCACAGGUUUACAGGCAGUAGCAGGUUCAAACUCUGUAAAGAGAAGUAAAGUGGUACCUACAGUGCAAAUUGCACUUGUCCCUCUCUGUGAAAGCUUGUCCUUUCAAGACAAGCCUUUUGGCAGAUCCAGUGUCCUCCCUUGGGCUGCAUAUAUGUCACCUUUCCCGGGUUGUGAACCAACAAAUCCUGAACUGUGGAGGUACAGGAGGAGUUGCUACUUUUGGAAAUCAGAGAUCAGCUUUGUCAGUUGGGAGGCUUAGUAGAAAUACUCAGCCACCUUUACUCCUGGACCCAUGGAAGGAGGAGGAUGGAUGCCCAGCAGAGCUGAGUACGGGUCAUGUACUUGCCCAGCCCAGCAUGUAAAUUCUUUCUGCUGUCAGUGCAAGUACCAGUUUUGGAAGAAGGGCACAAAAUGGUGCCUCAAAAACUGGAGGCUAGGUGGACUUUUUCAUAAAAUCAGCCACAUUAUAAGCAUGUGACCUCCAUGAUAUCCACAGUAAUAAUUUCCUGAAAUUCCCAUUGAGGUUGAACUCAAAGGAAUCUGAAACUUAGGCAAAAAAAUAUUUGAGUAAAAUUAUGCAAGACUUGUAUAGAGACAGGAGAAAAUGAAGAAUGAUUCUUGUAUUGACCUCUGGUCAGACUCAUAUUUCCAUUACAGCAAAUUUGUGUGAAUUGUGGAAUGCAUCAAAACCAGAAAAGACACAUGGGUAGAAAUGGUCUUUUUACUAUAAGGAAUAUAGAUUUUUGAUUUUAUAUGACUGAGCUAGAUCUAUCAAUAAAAGAGGGCCCACUUUUAAGUAAAAUUUAAAUUAAACUGAAUUUUCUGCACUCUAAAUAUUUUAUUAUACUAUAGAUGUGGACAAAAAUUUUAUGAAGUUUAGAUUUUUUUUUUUUUUAUUAGCUCAGUUAUUUUAUAGUUCCCAUCAAAGAACACACGCUUUACUCUUUUGAUGGGACAUACUUCAGGCAUCCUAACUGAAGUGGUGUACAUUUUCUGUUGGUCUUGAGAAGGCACUUCACUUUCCCAAAAAAAGAUUUUUAUGGGGUAUUGUUGAAUGUAUAUUAAAUACACAUUCCUUUUUGUAUAUUUUGUACCAUUGCACACUUAUUGUACAUUGUAUUUGUUGUCAUGAUGUCAUUUAUAUAUGGUUGUCAAAGAUGAUAUGCUCACAGAGUAAAUGGUUAUGGCUUUGGGAUUUCACUUCUUGGAUCUUUUAUGAUGAGGGGUUUUAUGUUGUUGAUUUUUAUUCAACUAGUGUGUUGUAGCAUCAAAGAUAUAUAUCUGAUGGACAUUCAUAAAAUAAAGUGAAAAUAUAUUUGAAAUUUUGGACUUGAGAUGUUUGGUGGCACUGCAGCCUUUCCUGAACAUUGCGGAUCUGCAGUGAUGGGUAGAGCUUUUCACUGCCAUCAAACUGCAUCUGUCUACAUCUUUUUUAAUUUUUUCCCUUCUCUGUCCAUAUGUUUAAUAAGCAAAAAUUACAAUUCAUUCUCCAGAACACCACUUCUUUUUUCAUCACUGCACCUAAAUCCCUGUAAUGCAAAAAAUGCCUUAAUUUUUAUGAACUAUAUUUAAUUUGACUUAAAAAGGGUUAGUUUGGUUUCCUUCUUUUUCCAUUUUAUUUUCCAAAUAAAAUACACUGGAUUUUUUUGACAGCUGUGACAGACUUUGCUGUAUGACUCUUCUCAGCUCUGCUUCCAAAUGGUUUGUCAUGAUAUGGAACAUUCUCCCAGGCAAUCUAAUAGUGUAUCUGGUGCAGUGCUGACAUAAUGGGAUGCAAACCGAUACUGUAGACUUUAUUUACCUUUAAAUAAGAAAAUUGCAUUUCCCAACCAUUAAGCAGGUAUAAACUGGCAUAUUUUAUCUGACUUCUGCUAUUCCUUUCUUUCUGUUAAAGCUGUAGUAGAGAGAAGUUUCCAUUUUCCCUUAAAAGAUGAAUUUUGGAAGCCUUUAACACUUCAUUAAGAAAUCAGUUGUUUGUGACCUCUUCUACUACUCUGCCAAAAUAUACUUACAGCAACCUCCCCCUUUUCUCCCACAUGGAAUCACAUCAGAAACUGUUAUUUGAUGCCAUAAAACAAUGUGAAUCAGUCUGUUAAGUGUUCACUUGAUUAAACGGAAUGCAUUUUA